Molecule: messenger RNA, 3840 nt
Organism: Triplophysa dalaica
Lineage: Eukaryota; Metazoa; Chordata; Actinopteri; Cypriniformes; Nemacheilidae
Gene: slco3a1a
Product: solute carrier organic anion transporter family member 3A1a
Exons: 10
Coding region: 396-2498 (700 amino acids)
Biological process (GO): prostaglandin transport; transmembrane transport; sodium-independent organic anion transport
Cellular component (GO): membrane
Molecular function (GO): protein binding
Source: RefSeq, a predicted model, not a curated record
CUCACAUGUACGAUAGUAACAACCGAGGCGGUGAAUCAAGCCCGCGGACUAGAGAAGUACCGAAGCGAACACAACACGGCGGCGGCUCUGACACUCUCGGAAGUUAAACAUGUCGUUUGGAGCACAAACCGGCGUUUUUGCGACAGAAUGCACAGGAGGAGAGUUUAGUUCGUCCUCUUUCAUCGGCGGAGUUUCAAUGAAAAGUCUCCAACCUGUCACACGGCGCACAGUCUGACUGUAACAGUCGCAGUUUUACAGAUUCAUGAAGACGGGCUUGAUAUAGAAACACGGCGCCGGCGGUUUCACAUGGUCGUUUGGUGGAUGCGUUUACUUUCCGUUUUCAAUAGUUUAUCGUUGCAUUUCUUGACUGCUUCAAGCGCACUUGCUUGCUCAGGAUGCAUGUGAAGAAACCGACGACCUCGGAAGACCCUCAGCGGGUUGACAUGAAGAAAAAGAUUUCAUGCUUUUCAAAUAUUAAGAUAUUCUUAGUAGCGGAAUGCGCUUUGAUGUUGGCACAGGGCACGGUGGGCGCAUACCUGUUAAGUGUGCUGACCACACUGGAGCGCCGUUUCAAUCUUCAGAGCGCUGAUGUGGGCGUCAUUGCCAGCAGCUUUGAGAUCGGCAACCUGGCCCUCAUUUUAUUCGUAAGUUAUUUCGGUGCCAAAGCCCACCGUCCUCGAUUAAUUGGAUGUGGGGGCAUCAUCAUGGCCCUGGGAGCGCUGCUGUCUGCAUUACCCGAGUUCCUCGCCGGUCAAUACAAGAUCAUAGACUCUUGGAGCAAAGAUCUGGGCCGAGAUGUGUGUUCCAAUACCUCCAAAGCAGAGGAACUGUGUGGGAACAGAGCCAACACCAACAUGAUGUACCUGCUUCUGAUCGGAGCACAGGUCCUGCUGGGAAUCGGGGCCACACCCGUGCAGCCUUUGGGUGUGUCCUACAUAGACGAUCACGUACGAAAGAAAGACUCGUCUCUGUAUAUAGGUAUACUUUUUUCCACACUGGUAUUUGGACCUGCUUGUGGUUUUAUCCUGGGUUCUGUCUGUACCAACUUUUAUGUGGAUGCUUUGUUCAUCGACACAACUAAACUAGCUAUCAGUCCUGAUGACCCCCGCUGGAUCGGUGCAUGGUGGGGCGGCUUCCUCCUCUGCGCCGUCUUACUCUUCUUCUCCUCCCUCUUCAUGUUCGGUUUCCCCCAAUCACUGCCAGGCAAGGAGGUGGAAGGAGGAGCUGAGAGUGAACAGGCCAUGCUGCCCUCCUGUUUACCCCAGGAUCAUGAGAAAUCCAAACCCAGCAAUGGAGUCCUGAAGAACGACCAGCCCAACAACAGCAGCUUGUCCUGCUGGCAACAGCUCAGAGUUAUACCCAAGGUGACUAAGCACCUGCUGUCAAACCCGGUGUUCACGUGCAUCGUGUUAGCUGCCUGUAUGGAGAUUGCAGUCGUCGCUGGGUUUGCUGCCUUCCUUGGCAAAUAUCUGGAGCAGCAGUUUAACCUCACCACCUCUUCUGCUAAUCAACUGUUAGGUAUGACAGCGAUCCCAUGCGCCUGUCUGGGUAUAUUUCUGGGAGGAUUGCUGGUGAAGAAGCUGAACCUGAGUGCUCUUGGAGCUAUAUGUAUGGCCAUGCUGGUCAAUCUCAUCUCCACCGCCUGUUACGUGUCCUUUCUCUACCUGGGCUGUGACACAGGACCUGUCGCUGGGGUGAACUUCCCCUAUGGCAACGAGACAUUCCAAGUAGGCCAGAGGCCGGAACACCCCUGCAUGAGUCAUUGUAACUGCUACACUUCAUCUAUUAGCCCCGUUUGCGGCUCCAACGGCGUGACCUACUUGUCGUCCUGUUUGGCCGGCUGCACCAGAGCCAUCCGCACUGGACCACAAUCUUCUCUCUCGCAGAACCUGACCGGUUGUGCGUGCAUCUCUGGAUACAGUGACUUUGCAACGGCUGUGCCUGGCAAAUGUCCACGGCCCGGCUGCCAGGAGGCCUUCCUCACCUUCCUGUGUGUGAUCUGUGCCUGCAGUAUGAUUGGAGCCAUGGCCCAGACCCCCUCUGUUAUCAUCCUCAUCAGAACCGUGAGCCCUGAGCUGAAGUCUUACGCCCUUGGAGUUCUUUUUCUGUUGCUCCGGUUGUUAGGAUUCAUUCCCCCACCUUUGAUAUUUGGCACGGGGAUCGACUCCACAUGCCUUUUCUGGAGCACAGAGUGUGGGGAAAAAGGUGCCUGUCUGCUGUACGACAACGUGACCUACCGACACCUGUAUGUCAGCAUGGCCAUUGUUCUCAAGGUGGUGGCGUUUAUCCUCUACGCGAUCACCUGGCAAUGCUUGCGGAGAAACUACAAUAAAUAUAUUAAAAACUUUGAGGCAUACGUCACCCCCUCUGAAAUGUUCUCGUCCAGCGUGAAUCUGGACAGUUUGGGAAAAGACAGUCAAAACCAAGACAUCAGGACUAAGUUUAUAUAUAACCUGGAGGAUCAUGAGUGGUGCGAGAACAUCGAAUCUGUUUUAUAGUGGGUUGAAGUGCUGUAUUUCUGCUGAAGGAUUGUGUUUCGUCCAGUAUGUAUGGGACUGUUGCAUUACUCGCAAUUCACGCACACCGUUCUACUAGGUCCAUCUUGUUUUAAGAAGUACUUUCAACGAAGGUAUGUGUUCAGUGCCAGUACAAUGUUGUACGUAUUUGAGCGUCUUAUUUACUGUUAGAUUCAUUGACUUGUUUGCUCAACUCCACUCAGCUGCGCUGUUGUCAUACUAAAAGGCAAACACAAAAUAACUUUACACAUUUUUUAUUUUAUGUUAAAAGGUAAAAACAAGCCUAAGUCCAUUAUUAUUAUGGGGAAGAUGUCGAUACUGUAUGUCACAACAUGACCAAGCAGAUCAUUGAAAAUAUAAUAAUAUAAAAUGCAGUGUAUACUGCAAUUCUAUACUAUAUAUGAAAACAAUUUCAGUUAUGUGUCAAAACAUUCACCUAAAUCACUUUCUGAAGUGUUUGAGAAAUGUGCUUUUCUUUUUAAGUGCUUUUUCAGCAUUUUUCUUCUCUUUUUUUAUUUCGUUUAUUAAGCCCUAAAAUGUCUUAAUUUCGAAAGGUUUUUGAGAAGAUCAUGUUUAUUGUUACUAUCUUUUAUAUUUGUGCAAUAGUGGGAGAAUCUUUGGGGGGAAAAGCAAGACAUGUUUUUCUCUGACGUAAUAUAUAUUUGUCAUUAGAUUUUUUUGGGGGGGAUGUUGAACACAAACAGAUGUUUUAGUUUACAAAGGGUUUAUCCAUAGUUCUAUAACUGUUAUGAUUAUGAGAAUGCCUCUAUAUACAGAUUACUAUAUUGAAAUGUAAUGGAGUAGUCUGUAGAAAUAUUGUGUCAUGACUGAAAGAGAACGAAGAAAAAAAUUUGUUUUAUUAAGUGGCAUAUAUGAGUAAUGUUCUCAUCUUCCGGUCCUCACUUUAGAGCAAAUAACAUGGUGUUAUGAGGAUCAGGAUAGGCCCUGGUAUUUACACAGACAAAAAAAGUUUGAGAAUGGAAUUUUAUACGGUUGUAAUGUUACAUGUAAAAUAUGUUAAGUAACUUUAUGGAUUUUAUGGAUUGAGAUUUAAAGAUUUUAUUUCACUUACUGAAAUUAUAUAUGACACUGUGGGUUCUUUAGAAGAUUAGAAAUAGUGGUGUAAGUCACAUUGGGAUCACAACUGUUUAUAAAGGUUUCAUAAUUUCAACUUUAUAUACAAUUUUCUCUAAAAUGUAAUAGCACAUCAGACUUGUUUUACAGGCAAAGAUGUCACUCCGGUUAAAGCAGUGUGCUUUUCAUAUCAUUUUUAAUGGCAAAAUAACUUUUAUUUUAUCUUGCAAAUAAAUUAUUUUUCAGAGUA